Molecule: messenger RNA, 735 nt
Organism: Rhizopus microsporus ATCC 52813
Lineage: Eukaryota; Fungi; Mucoromycota; Mucoromycetes; Mucorales; Rhizopodaceae
Exons: 3
Source: RefSeq, a predicted model, not a curated record
AUGGAAUACAUUCGUGUGCCCUUUGACGAAAAGGAAUAUGAACAACUUGAUUUUCAGCUCGAGUCGUUUCCAGAUGCCGAUUUUCUCCACUCUGACGAUUACAGACGAUACUCUAAAGUGGCCAAAUUACGAGCCUUGGAUUAUACCUAUCAUAAAAAAAAUCUUUAUGCCAUGAAUAAUAACGGUGGGCGCAACACAGCUAUCCAGCACGGUAAAAGCAUACCCAACGCCAAAUGGAUCAUGCCCUUUGACGGAAACUGUUAUCUGAGUAAUAACGGGUUCAAGGAGAUUAGAGCUCAAUUAGAAAAAUAUGGCAAGGACACCAAGUACUUUGUGGUGCCCAUGACACGAUUGCUCAAUAACUCUGUGCUACUCAACAAUUUGGACGAAAGACCCAAGACACCUGAAGAACCGCAGAUCAUAUUUCGUUACGAUGCUUCAGAAGAAUACAACCUCAACAUGCGCUACGGCCGUAGGAGCAAGCUUGAGCUAUUGUGGCGUUUAGGUGCACUAGAGAACCGUCGACUGAACCGACCGACAGUACCUUGGGAACCAGCAGAGCGUCCGUACAGUAAAGACAAGGGCAACUUCAAGAACAUUGGCUGGGUCUUCCGCUUGUUCUCGGGAAACCCUCAACAGGAAGAAAACAAAAAGGAAGCAUCAUCGAUUCGAGCGUUCAACCGAUUACUGGCAAUCCAAAGCUCUCUGGACAGUCUGGACGAAUCAAUCGCUCGC